Emiliania huxleyi CCMP1516 is the source of this 593-nucleotide messenger RNA. RefSeq lists its product as hypothetical. The transcript is spliced from 2 exons. The record is from RefSeq and is a predicted model, not a curated record. The annotation marks the transcript as partial. Lineage: Eukaryota; Haptophyta; Isochrysidales; Noelaerhabdaceae.
GCUCCCUAAUGAAGGCGUUCUUGGCGGCCCUCCUGUUCGCGUCGGCGUCCGCCCUCAGCCUCAGCGUGCCCGUCGCGGCACGGCCGGCGCUGGCGCGCCGCCCGAGCCUCGCCCGCAUGGCGGAGGGCGCGCCCGAGGCCGAGGCGCCUGCGGCGGAGCCGGCGCCGGCAGCCGAGGCGGAGAAACCACUCGAGUUCCGUGCGGCGGCGUCCGCCGAGCCGGCCAAGCAGGAGUUCGACCUGUCGCAGUACAGCAUAACCCUCUCCAUCUUCUUCCUCUUCGUCGUCGUCAAGACCCUCGCCUACUUUGGCAUUGGUCCGAACGACUGAGCCCCGGCCAAACUGCUCCAGCUCGCCCCGGGCAGCGCCCUCAUCGCCAGCCCUCGGCGCCCUUGCAGCAACAGAAAGCGGGUCGUACGUUGUGCCCAUCACACCGCUGUUGUUGGACAAAAUGUUCUCUGUCGGGUGGUGGCGCACUUGAUGGCGUGCUUGCCGCUGGCGCUGCGCGCGGGGGGAUUACACUCUAUGUGUGUUUUCCCUCUUUUUGAGUUGUGCAUCGAGUUGUCUUGCAUAGUAUGCUCCCGUCCAUUAUCA